CCUCUUCUUCCAGCGCAGCCCCGCCGCCCUCGCUCGCGGCCAGGUGACAGCUGGGCCUGGCCUACUGCGCGCUGCCUAGGGCGCGAGGAGCGCGCGCCCUGCCCUUGCGUGCCGCGCCGGCCGCCCCUCCCCCUCGUCCCGUCCCUCCCGGCGCGUCCCGUCCCCUUGGGUGCUGCCGGCCGGUGCUGAGGCGAGUCGGCGGCAGCGGGGACAUUUUCUGACUCCCGACCACUGUCCCGGCUGCCCUUUCCUCUCCGACGCGGGGCCGGCCGCUACUCCGGCCCCAGGAUGCAGAAUGUGAUUAACACGGUGAAGGGAAAGGCACUGGAAGUGGCUGAGUACCUGACCCCGGUCCUCAAGGAAUCAAAGUUUAAGGAAACAGGUGUUAUCACCCCAGAAGAGUUUGUAGCAGCUGGAGAUCACUUAGUCCACCACUGUCCAACAUGGCAAUGGGCUACAGGAGAGGAAUUGAAAGUGAAGGCUUACCUACCAUCAGGCAAACAAUUUUUGGUCACCAAAAAUGUGCCAUGCUACAAGCGGUGCAAACAGAUGGAAUAUUCAGAUGAAUUGGAAGCUAUCAUUGAAGAAGAUGAUGGUGAUGGGGGAUGGGUAGAUACUUAUCAUAAUACAGGUAUUGCAGGAAUAACCGAAGCAGUUAAGGAGAUUACACUGGAAAGCAAGGACAGUAUAAAACUCCAGGAUUGCUCAGCAUUAUGUGAGGAGGAGGAAGAGGAAGAUGAAGGAGAAGCUGCAGAUAUGGAAGAAUAUGAAGAGAGUGGAUUGUUGGAAACAGAUGAGGCUACUCUAGAUACAAGGAAACUAGUAGAAGCUUGUAAAGCUAAAACUGAUGCUGGAGGUGAAGAUGCUAUUUUGCAAACCAGAACUUAUGACCUUUACAUCACUUAUGAUAAAUAUUACCAGACACCACGACUAUGGUUGUUCGGCUAUGAUGAGCAACGGCAGCCUUUAACAGUUGAGCACAUGUAUGAAGACAUCAGUCAAGAUCAUGUGAAGAAAACAGUGACCAUUGAAAAUCACCCUCAUCUUCCACCACCUCCUAUGUGUUCAGUUCACCCAUGCAGGCAUGCUGAGGUGAUGAAGAAAAUCAUUGAGACUGUUGCAGAAGGAGGGGGAGAACUUGGUGUUCAUAUGUAUCUUCUAAUUUUCUUGAAAUUUGUACAAGCUGUCAUUCCAACAAUAGAAUAUGACUACACAAGACACUUCACAAUGUAACAAAGAGAGCAUAGAAUCUAUCCUAAUUAUUGAUUCUGAUUUUUAAAGAAUUAACCCAUAGAUGUGACCAUUGACCAUAUUCACCGAUAUGUACAAUUUCUCUAAUAAAGAGAAUUAUAUGUUUAUGCAUUAAAUAAAA
Molecule: messenger RNA, 1372 nt
Organism: Lagenorhynchus albirostris (white-beaked dolphin)
Lineage: Eukaryota; Metazoa; Chordata; Mammalia; Artiodactyla; Delphinidae
Gene: ATG3
Product: autophagy related 3
Exons: 12
Coding region: 289-1233 (314 amino acids)
Biological process (GO): nucleophagy; autophagosome assembly; autophagy of mitochondrion
Cellular component (GO): cytoplasmic ubiquitin ligase complex; cytosol
Molecular function (GO): Atg8-family ligase activity
Source: RefSeq, a predicted model, not a curated record